AUGGCUGAGCCGCCUGAAUCUCUCAAAAAGGCCCAGCUAUGGGCUGUGGAGGCCUUGGCCUUUGCCAAAGAGAAGGUGGGUACCGAUAGCCUGUUGUGGGGUCAACAGGUCAUUGGCACUUCGUCGAUGUUCUCUGGCUGUGGGUAUGGGGAAAGAGCCUUGGAGUAUAUCCACGCAGCUCGGGCGCUCCAUGGAAAGGACCUUGGUUCCCUGACAGAAUGCCUGUGGACCUGUGAGAAGAAUGCGGCGGCGAGGUCUUCUCACUUGGACACCUUGUCUGUGGACGCUUGCAGGUUCAUGGACGUCUUUGAUUUCAUGUCCGAGGAUGCAGUAAAGGAGAUGAAAAAAGUAGGGACCAAGUCCGAUGUCAACCGGUUCAAGAGGUGGCUGACCAUCGGGCGCAAAGCUGACCUGCCUACCCAUGCCUAUUGCUGCCAGCACUUGAAGAAGUGUCCCAUCCGGUUUGCCCUUUUGAACCUCAGUGGGUCAAUGUGCGUUGCAUAUUCCACCUUGGGCAAUUUGCAGAAGUUGGACGAUGCCACGGCGAUGCUUCUGGUCAUCUAUAUGAUGCACAACUUUCGGAAGAGAGUUUGGGUUUUGGUGCACGAGAAUGUCAAGGGGUUCUUGUCGGAUACUCUUACUGACGUUGCUGCCGAAUAUGGAUAUGACCAUUUCCAAAUCCAAUGCAAACCAAUGGAUGUUGGCGUCCAUGUGGGACGUCCAAGGAAGCACCUCAGCAAUCUUUAA
Cladocopium goreaui is the source of this 747-nucleotide messenger RNA. The record is from the annotation of a GenBank genome assembly. Lineage: Eukaryota; Dinophyceae; Suessiales; Symbiodiniaceae.